Molecule: messenger RNA, 2556 nt
Organism: Suillus clintonianus
Lineage: Eukaryota; Fungi; Basidiomycota; Agaricomycetes; Boletales; Suillaceae
Exons: 12
Coding region: 1-2556 (851 amino acids)
Source: RefSeq, a predicted model, not a curated record
AUGACUUUAGAACAACGCCAGGCAUUACAAGCCUUGGUUGAGCGUCAUGAUGGUGCCGACGAUGACAUGAGUAUGGACUUUUCGUCGGAUUUCAACGAGAUCUUGCGAGGAGAUCAGCAACUCGAAAUCAGUCACAGCGGGAGAGAGUUGGAAGACCUUGCUCAGGAGAUAAUGGGCGACUUCUGGAAAGGGACCACACCCAAGGGCCAUGGUCCACGACGUAAUGAUCAUCGCACACGCCGUGAUCGAGUCCAACACCGUGUAGACGCAUUUGAUGCCCAGCUUCCGGCGAUUACAGAAGCUUACCUUGAAUGGAGUUUGCAGCGUGUUCGAAGCGCUGAGAAGGUAACUCUCACCCUCAAGGCCACCGACUCCUUUAUCGCUUCUGCCCUCGUUCGUCAGGGUGUAAUCCCUUGUUCUCCGAUCUCUCCAUCUGUUGCUGUGACAGUGGAUGCCCUUGAGUUCUACCGAAUCGCACAUCUACGUGACCUGCAUUUCUCGAUGCAAGCAUUUGCCAAGACUCUUUGUGAUUGCAUGCGACUUAAGGUUGAAUAUCGUCGCUACCUCUCACGUCAACUGACCAUAGCGUUUGAUCUAUAUCUACAGGUCCGCUCAAGUGUUGAUGCACUCGUGGCUGAAGUCCUUAAUCGCAACACGCCUGAUUGGCGCCUCAAGCAUGCAUGUCCAUCAUGCACUUAUACAUUGGCGGACGAAGAUCAACUCACAUUCAAGCUCCUGUACGCCAUGGAUGGCAACGACUCGUUGAAGCGCAUUCUUCAGCGAACGCUUGGUGUAGAUGACGAGGACACUCAGUCAUCUGAACUCCCCACAACGCAACAAGUCCGAGGUGACCGAUAUCUCCCUCGCGACUAUGUCAACAGUUGGGGAAAUGGUCGAGAAUCCGUGUGCAGGACGAUGGAAAACAUGGAUGACGAAAAGACUAAACGGAUGUGGGGAGUGUAUGAUGAAACAGGUAUAUUUAUUGCCGUCUGCCACCAUGGCUUUAGUCUGGUGAUGGCUGAUAUGGUACAGAGCAGGGAAUUGGCAAAAUAUCCACUUGCUGUGGUUUCGAAGCUUCUCGACACAUUUGGUAGCGACCUCGGUGGUGGAUACGACAUCGGAUGUCAAUUCAAGACAACGCUCGACAACAGUUCAUUGGGUACCCGUGCACAAUCCCUCAACUACACAUCGCUGCUCGACCACCUCGCAACGUAUGUUUCUGGUCUAGGGCUCGAAGACUUGGAGACAUGUGAACGUACCUUCUCGAAGUCAAAUGCAUUAGCGUCGACAAUGCGCUAUGCCAGCAUCUUCCACCGUCAGCAAGGUAUUACAAAUUAUUUUGAACACAAUGAUGACUAUGAGGUGUACGCGAAUUUAUCAAAUUUUCUGUACCAUAACUACAAGCAAGCCCUCGAUAUCAUUUGUGACAGCCAAAUAACGCUACCGAAGCUCAUGCAAGAUAUCAACGUUACCGAGGAAUCUACUUUCGAUGAGUGGUUGAAAGAGGAGAAAGUUUACCUCCAGGGUCUUUGCACCGAGCCCGAGCUCGAGACGUUGCAGAUGGAGUAUUGGCAGAAGUUGGUCAAUCUGAGCGCCAGCAAGAACGAACUGGAUACUGCCAGCUCACUGUGGGCUAUGUCCACACCUUCAAAUGCCCAUAGCUUGGCAUCCGACGAGAGCGCGACAAGACGGCUUGAGACGACCAGAAGGCAUGCCCUGGAGAAUUUUGAGAAGGACUUGGGAGUCGUGCAAGAGCUUGAACAAAAACUCGGGAUCUUGCAUCGCUGGACACCCGAAGACGCCGACUGGCAAAACGCAGGACGUCUCAUUGCUAACCGAAAAUACCAGCUCUCGCUUGACCAGUUGGAAGGCCUCAUUGUGGCACGGAUUUUCGAGCUCACCAAAAUGAAUAGGUCUGGCACGGGCUAUAAGAUGCGCAAACACAUCGCCAAGGCAUUGCAAACUCGUUCUAUGGCAAUCAGGAAUGCUCUUGACCGCUAUAACGCUGCAGUCGAGGUGGUGGAGUAUGCAUUUCUUGCAGACUUCGACCUCCUUCGUGACUCACGUUCCGACGUCUCACAACGGCAAUGGGCAACGCCAGCAGCUCGCCAAGCCACUGACUUAUAUUUCAAACACUGUCGUGCUAAAGAAGAGAUCACCCGACUCAAUGUUGAGGUGCGCUGCCUUGCCUAUAUACAUGAUGAGGAUCACUACCUUCGCGAGUGUCAGCAACAAGCGGAGGCCUUUAGUCCAGCUCUCGCACAUCAGAUCAGUUUGCGGCGGCAAGCCCGAGGCAGGUUCAACUUUUGUCACAUCAAACACUUGCAAGACAUCGCCAGACUUCCUGGGCACCGGAGAGAGUACAAGCCUACCGCACGCCAGCAUUCCUGCAAGGCUGACAUCCCUGACACCCACACCCUCAUUUCCUCCUCCAGCUUGAAGCCGCUUGCUACAGAGUCCGCGGAUGAUCUUGACGAUAACGAAGAGGAACUAAUGAAUAUGGAGGAGGCUGCCGAAGCCCUACAGAACGUUCUGCAUAUCGCCAUGGACUCAUGA